CCUCAACCCCCUUCCCCUCCUUCUCCUGCCCCGCCUGGCCCCUCUCUUCCAGCACGCUCUGCCCCAGCCUCAGCAGCCCUCACGCCUCCCCACCGCCACACUCCCCACAGCCCCACACCAGCCUCCCCACUCCCUCGCCCUCCUGCAAUACCGCUCCUCGCACCCCCACGCCCCUGCGCUUGCUCAACAGCCUCUCGUCCCUUCCAGGGCUCCUCCACACCACACACAUGGCCUGCUACAACGCCUGCCGCUCCUGGGGACCCACCCCGCUGGCCAACAGCUGCAACGAGCCCUGUUCCCAGCAGUGCCAGGACUCCCGCGUCGUCAUCCAGCCUCCCGCCGUGCUGGUCACCCUGCCAGGACCCAUCCUCACCUCCCACCCCCAGAGCACCGCCGUCGGAUCCUCCUCAUCGGCUGCCGUGGGCAACGAACUCAGUGCCCAGGGAGUUGCCAUCAACUCCGGGGCCUUCGGCUACGGCAACGGCUAUGGCUUUGGAGGCCUGGGCUGCUUUGGCGGCAGAAGGGCUGGAUACAUCUGCUAAGGGCCCUCGCCACCACCCCUGACGGACACCACCUACCGCAUUGAAGCUACGCCAUGGAUUGUGGACUCACCUCUGGACCCUUCUUGCCACGUGGACCUGCUGUCCAUGGCUCUUCCUCUAAAGGAGCCACGAAGAUCUUGGUGCUCUGGCAAGAUCUAUGUCACAGAAGCAACCUCAGCUGAUGGUCACCCUACGUGCAGCAUAUACUUGUCACCGCCUACUUGGUGCUCCUGCCUUUUCACUCUUUUGUUUCCUCAAUA
Molecule: messenger RNA, 802 nt
Organism: Columba livia (rock pigeon)
Lineage: Eukaryota; Metazoa; Chordata; Aves; Columbiformes; Columbidae
Product: feather keratin 4
Exons: 1
Coding region: 228-542 (104 amino acids)
Cellular component (GO): intermediate filament
Molecular function (GO): structural constituent of cytoskeleton
Source: RefSeq, a predicted model, not a curated record